GGUAACGCACACGCACACGCGCGCGCAAGCACAAACACUUUGUAGAGACUUUCCGUUGCCUUCUGUUAUAUUGAGCUAAUUAUAUUUUCUGUCCCCUAAACCUAAAACUCAUAUAAACCAUUGUUACAUUGCAUUGUUACAUUUUUUAUUGAGACGUGAAUUAAUAUGUUCAUUAAGGUUUUUUCCUCAUUGGGAAUGUCGUCAUUGUUUUACUAUUCUUGUGAGACAUUUGAUCCCGACAAUGUUUGAAAAAUAUGAUCAAAAUCUAAAUUAUGAUCAAAUAUUUUUUAUCCAUACAUGCAUUCUAGUCGAUAAAAGUUAUGUAUUUAAAUAUCUCAUUUAGGCCUACUUGUUAUAAUGCCCCUAACAAAAUUGUGGCUGUACCAUGGUGAUGGUACUUUGAUAUACUAGCCUACUGAAAUACAUGUAGGUCUACUGUAAGUUCAAAAAACAAGUUUGUACCAUGAUAGCCAACUUUUUGGCUCUUUUUUUUUUUGUAUAACAUGUCAGUCUUGAGCUGUUAGGUUAUCCAAACCAUACCGCAGACCGACAGAUAGACAACAGAACUUGAACGUUUAAAAACUGACCUAACUCCAUCGUUAUAUUUGAUAUCAGUGGUCAACACUGCACGUUUUACGUUCCACAACACGGAACAUAUACGCGUGCGCCGGGUGAGCAUGAUUUCACAGAGAUAGGCAGUGCCUCAUACGCGUGGCGCAGUGAGCGCACAGAAUAGUUCCUUUGAGUUUGUCAAAGCCACGCGCCCGGCGCGCGAACCCCGAGCAGGGGAUUCAUGCAGGAGGCGGGGUCUUCCUCUGGGAGCGUGCGGCCCGAAAGGGGGUGGAGGUGUGGCGCACGUGUAGAAAAGGGAGAGCAAGUUGCUUUCCCCUCAAAUCAUUCGCCAAACAGGUGAAUCGCUUCUUGCGAGCCACGCGAAAGGCACGAGAGCGGCGCAUUACUUGCAAACUCCUCACCUCAUCUAUUUAUCUAUUUAUUUCACGCGACAUGGACGCAACUGUCAUCGCUACGACGCAAAUUAUUCAAGACUCGUUUUAUCAGCCGUUAUCGGAGACCCUCGUGCCUCAUGCGAAGCAGGACAGGGAGUGUAAAGUGCUGAAGAGACAGCGCUCGAGCAGCCCAGAGCUACUCAGGUGCAAGAGGAGACUGACCUUCAACGGACUCGGCUAUACAAUCCCUCAGCAGCAGCCCAUGGCGGUGGCCAGACGUAACGAACGCGAAAGAAACCGUGUCAAGCAGGUGAACAUGGGCUUCCAGACGCUUCGCCAGCAUGUGCCGAACGGAGCGGCGAACAAGAAGAUGAGCAAAGUGGAGACGCUGCGCUCGGCAGUGGAGUACAUCCGAGCGCUUCAGCAGCUGUUGGACGAGCACGACGCCGUGUCUGCUGUGUUGCAGUGCGGCGUCCCGUCUCCUUCGGUCUCCAACGCGUACUCGGCGGGCCCGGAGUCUCCUCAUUCAGCUUACUCCUCUGAUGAAGGCAGCUACGAGCCUCUCAGCUCUGAGGAGCAAGAGCUGCUGGACUUCACCACAUGGUUCGACAGAUAUGAAUCAGGUGCUUCACUGACUACUAAAGAUUGGUGCUGAAGGGACAGCACGGGACCGGUAUUGGUCGGAGAUACACUGCCUGCUGGUGCCUGUGAAGGACCCGAGUUCAUUGACUGAGCACUGGACACACAGAGGGCAUUUUCAGCAAUGUGCUCAUGCACACAGAUGCAACACUCGCAAGUUUCCAAACGUUAGAACUGCACAGGUUUUGAGGAGAGCGAGGAUGUCUAAACUGCUGACUUUUGUUUUGUCACCCCAUUCUGUUUUCAACAUUUUGCCGUGUUGAUGCAGUAAUGUGUAAAUGCGACUGAAUGAGCCAGUUUGUUCCUUCCACAUUGUACAAAUAACGAGGUGACCAGUUGUAGUUAAACAAAUGAGGAAAAAUAGUAUCAGGUCCCAUAAAUGCCAUCUGUUAGGGAAUACACUAACAUUACGCUAGGCAGCCCACAUGCAACCUGUAUAUUAUAAUAUUUUGUUCUAGAUAUGCGACAGCGUUUUUGUACUGGAUGAAUAACUUUUGUAUCAAAGUGUGCACUUGUGUGUUUUUAUACAAACUUGUGUAUAUGCAAUUUUUAUGAAGAGAAACCCUAUUUUAUGUAAAAUAAAGUCUUUAUUUAUUCAGAUAAU
Messenger RNA from Ctenopharyngodon idella (grass carp), 2190 nucleotides. It is a transcript of the gene ascl1b, whose product is annotated as achaete-scute family bHLH transcription factor 1b. Gene Ontology annotation, molecular function: RNA polymerase II transcription regulatory region sequence-specific DNA binding; DNA-binding transcription factor activity, RNA polymerase II-specific; protein dimerization activity. The transcript has 2 exons. Gene Ontology annotation, cellular component: RNA polymerase II transcription regulator complex. The record is from RefSeq and is a predicted model, not a curated record. Gene Ontology annotation, biological process: positive regulation of transcription by RNA polymerase II; regulation of neurogenesis; neuron differentiation. Bases 1006 to 1602 code for a protein of 198 amino acids. Lineage: Eukaryota; Metazoa; Chordata; Actinopteri; Cypriniformes; Xenocyprididae.